CAUUUCCCACAAUGCCCGUUAAGAACGUAAAAUGAUUUCGUCAUCAAAGUGCGCCGUUACUCUGGCAACGUUUGUAACGGAUUUAGCCAUUUAGCUAGGUUGUCAGCUUUGUGAAAUAUCAAAUUUAAUGCCAAAACUAAGCUCAGACACGCUAUGGGAGCUUUCUGCGGCGGAGAUCCACAGUCGGGAGACUGAAGGUGGGGAGGAGGACGGAGGAGAGACGGUCAGUGAGAGGACCGUGUUUCUGAUGGGGAGCAAGGCAGGGGGUAAAACGUCCAUUCUGCUCAGAUGCCUUGACAGGGAUGAACCGGCCAAGCCGACUCUAGCACUGGAGUACACCUUUGGCAGACGGGCCCGAGGACACAACACACCCAAAGACAUAGCCCAUCUAUGGGAGCUGGGAGGAGGAACCUCUUUGUCAGACCUGGUCCAGAUUCCCAUCACUCCUGUCAGCAUCAGGUCUCUCUCUGUCAUCCUCAUUCUGGACCUUUCUAAACCCGGUGCCCUGUGGGGAACCAUGGAGAAGCUGCUGCAGGCAGCACGAGCACAGUUGGAGAAAGUGUCUUCCAAGGCACAACAAGCACAGAAGGCCAAACCUGGAGCCAAACACCAGAUGCCUGUCCCCUCAGUAGCACGCGUCUUACCUAAAGACUAUCCCGACAGAGAACUGAUCAGUCCCUUUCCUGUCCCUCUGCUCAUCAUUGGCAGUAAAUAUGACCUCUUUCAGGAAUUUGACUCUGACAAGAGGAAAGUGGUUGGUAAAACACUUCGUUUUCUUGCCCACUACUACGCAGCCUCUCUUAUUUUCACUAGCUUCAAGUCAGAGAACCUCAUGUCAAAAACCAAGAGCUUCUUCUCUCACCUGGCUUUCGGUCUUGACAGAGGGAAAACUGUGUCCUGUGACUCCACAAAACCUCUCAUCAUUCCAGCCGGCUCUGACUCCUUCAGUCAAAUAGGAUCCCCUCCUACAACUGAUGUGGACAUUACUUCUCUGCAUGCCAAAAACCCAAAGGACCUCUGGAAGAAAGUCUACGAGCGUGUCUUCCCUCAGGAGAAUACCAGUGAGCAAAAGGAACUAAAGGAUCCAGCCAAAGACCCGCAGUACAGCGAGCCUCAGAUUGAUGCCAUGAGAGCCCAGAAAGACCAGGAGUUGGAUCAGUAUAAGAGGAAUGCAGCAAAAUCAUGGAAAGGACUGGAGCUUGAGACAUGAGGGAAAAUCAGCUUUAUGGUCACACACAAACAUCACACAUUAAUGCAAACACAGAACAUAUUUUGCAAUAUUUAUUUCCUUUUGUGUCAUAUUGUAUUUUCACUUCUUGGUACUUCAUAUAACUUGUAUAACCUUGUAAACUUGAAGAAACUUGUAUGAGAUUUUUUAAAAACUAUUUUAACAUAUCAAAACGUUUAUGCACUAAUGAUGAGAUGUGUUCUAAAAAAUAAACAAUUCUACAUUAUUGCAAUAGGCAUCACUUCCUAUUCAUGACACAUUACAGUCACACUAUUUAAACUAAAAAAUAAUACUUGGAAUACAUAGAUGUAAAUUUAGCAUUAAUUCUAUUAAUAAUACACAGCAGCCCAUCAUUAAUUUAUACAAUUUAUACAAAACUUCUAUUUGAAUCUGUGCCGUCGCUGUUUGUGCCCAUCAUUGUUAAAGCAGCAUGUUGGUUUGUGGUA
Molecule: messenger RNA, 1674 nt
Organism: Scatophagus argus
Lineage: Eukaryota; Metazoa; Chordata; Actinopteri; Scatophagidae
Gene: dync2li1
Product: dynein, cytoplasmic 2, light intermediate chain 1
Exons: 13
Coding region: 128-1210 (360 amino acids)
Biological process (GO): intraciliary transport involved in cilium assembly; intraciliary retrograde transport
Cellular component (GO): axoneme; ciliary basal body; cytoplasmic dynein complex
Molecular function (GO): dynein heavy chain binding
Source: RefSeq, a predicted model, not a curated record